AUGGAGACAAAGUCAGCCACACAAAGGCCUCUUGGCAAGAAUGGGCCCAUGGUCUCGCGCAUCGGCUUUGGUACGAUGGGGAUGGGCUUUCCAUGCUCUCGAACAAUUGCCCCUAUUCCUGACCCGGAACGCCUCACCCUGCUUGACAGCGCGUAUGAGUUGGGAUGUACGUUCUGGGAUACCAGCGACUUCUAUGGUGACGCUGAGGUGAUAAUCGGCAAGUGGUUCGCACUGAAUCCAGAGAAGCGCAAGGACAUCUUCAUCGCUACGAAGUUUGGCGGUAUUCGGCUACCAGAAGGAUUCGGCUUUCGAGGUGACGCUGCAUAUGUGCCCAUUGCCUGUGAGCAGAGCUUGGAAAGACUUGGGGUAGAGACCAUCGAUCUUUGGUACCCUCACCGGCUCGACGGAUCAACUCCCGUUGAGCACAUCGUUGCCGAAAUGGUCAAAUUAAAGGAAAAAGGCAAGAUCCGCCACAUCGGCCUGUCUGAGGUCUCCUCGACCACUCUGCGACGCGCCCAUGCUGUGCACCCGAUUGCGUGCGUCCAAAUGGAGUACAGCGCCUUCAGCACAGAGAUAGAGUCCCCAGAGCACCAGCUCCUCACUACGUGCCGCGAGUUGGGCGUGGCCGUCGUGGCUUACUCUCCGCUGUCUCGUGGCCUGCUGGGCGGUGGUGUCCAAGGCCCCGAUGACUUCGAGGAGGGUGACAUUCGUCGAUUCUAUCCGCGCUACUCCAGAGAGAACUUCCCAAAAAACAUGGAGUUGGUUGAAGCGUUCAGGGAAGUGGCCACCGCCAAAGGAGGGACUGUUGGCCAGACCGCCCUCGCCUGGCUGCUAGCUCAGGGAGGUGACAUCUUCCCCAUUCCGGGCACGAUCACGCCCAAGUAUGUCAUGGAGAACUUUGACGCGGUGCACAUCCAGCUCACCGAUCAGGAAACGCAGCGCCUCCGCGAUCUGGUGGACAAGGCGUCCGUCUUCGGUGAGAGAUAUCCGGCGGAGCAUGCGGGCGGCUUGUUCGCCGACACCCCGCUUCCCGAGGAAUGGGACGGGGAGAAGAGAGAUGUGGUUGUCAUCGGCCGGGUCAUCCCUCCCGGCGAGUAA
Diaporthe amygdali is the source of this 1098-nucleotide messenger RNA. Its product is annotated as aldo-keto reductase yakc. Gene Ontology annotation, cellular component: cytoplasm. The coding region runs from base 1 to 1098 and encodes 365 amino acids. The transcript has 4 exons. NCBI's taxonomy places the organism in Eukaryota, Fungi, Ascomycota, Sordariomycetes, Diaporthales, Diaporthaceae. The record is from RefSeq and is a predicted model, not a curated record.